AGAAAAGCUAAAUGACUUAUAAUUUAGGAUGGAGGGAGUAGCUUUGAAAGAACGAGAGCCUUAAGCCUACAAUAUGAGUUCAGGACUUCAGGUCUUCAGAAAAAGCUGCAGUUUAUUGAUCAUAUCCAAAUGAAAAGAAUGUGAUCUUGUAUUUGUAGAGCUUGAGCGAAAGGGGGUCUCCAGUUGAAUUGGUUAGAUGGCCUCAGUAGCACUCCUCAGGUCCUAGAUUCGACUUCUCGUGGGAGCAAAUUUCAGGCUAGGUUUAAAAAUUAAAAAAAAAUCCCCUGCGUGAGAAAAAUUUUUUCUUUGAAAAAAAUCCGGGAGCUGUUUUACCCCUCUCGGGUCGAGUUUUUAUUUGUAGAGCUUCAGGCGGGGGAUAUGCUAAAGUUAUAACCACAUUAAGGCCUGUUUGUUUCCACUAUUGGAGGAUCCAGCUUUUAAGUUCCAGCUUGUGAUCCAAAGUCCAAACAUACUAAUUAAGUAAUUAUGGUCCAGCUUUUACAAUCUACCAUGUUACCAACCCUAGAUUGUUCAAUCACACAAGCUACCUCAUCGUAGCUUUUACUAGCUUGUGAGGCAACAACCUGGGCUGGAUUCAAAACAGGCCCAAAAUUAGGCUUUAGAAAUAUAUGGGUGCAUAAAGAUACAGAAUCUCACCUGAAAAGGAGCUCAGAGUUUAUUAGGAUACACCAUUGAGCGGUUGAGCCUAUGUUAGGAGAUGUGAAGGUUCCUCUGGUUCCACUGCAACUUUCCCUAUUAAAAAUAAGGGCUCUUGUUUUCAGUUGCUUGAAAACCAAGCUUUUCCGUCAACGGAGCACCCUCUCUUCCAAAUAAACAUGGGUUAGAAUUACGGUGGAAAAAAUGAACUACUCUUCCCGCCAAUCCCUCCUAAUACCUAUGGAGUGGGGAGAAUUACGAAAUAUCCAAAUAAAGACCUCCCAACGACUUCUGCGACCGGCUUGCCUCCGUGGGUUUCACCUCGAACCUCAUCACGUACCUCACCCUUCAGAUGCACCUGCCGCUCGUCCACGCCUCCAACAUCAUCACCAACUACAACGGCACGGCGAACCUCACCCCGCUCGUCGGCGGCCUCAUCGCCGACUCCUUCGCCGGCCGCUUCUGGACCAUCACGUUCGGCUCCUUCGUCUACCAGCUCGGCAUGGUCUGCCUCACCCUCUCCGCCGCGCUCCCCUCGCUGCAUCCGCCGCCCUGCGCCAAGCACGCCGCCGACUGCCAGCGCGCGUCCUCCUACCAGAUCGCCGUGCUCUACCUGUCGCUGCUCUGCACGUCCAUCGGCACCGGGGGCACGCGCCCCUGCACCGUGGCGUUCGGCGCCGACCAGCUCGAGCUGAACGCGCAAGGGCGCCGGGGCGCCAGGCCCAUGUGGAGCUUCUUCAACCUCUACUUCUUCACCGUCGAGCUCGCCAAGCUCACGGCCGUGACCGCCGUGGUGUACGUCCAGGAGAACGUCGGGUGGGGUUGGGGGCUCGGCGUGCCCACCAUCGCCAUGCUCGCCGCCGUGAUUGCCUUCGUGUCCGGGUACUCGCUCUACGUCAGGAUGCCGCCGGCGGGUAGCCCCAUGGUCCGUCUGGCGCAGGUCGCCACCGCCGCGUUCAAGAAGCGGAAAGCCACCGUGCCGGACCCGAGCCUCCUGUACGAGGACAAGGAGCUCGAUGCCGGCAUCUCCACCACCGGCCGCCUUCUUCACACCGACCAGCUAAAGUUCUUCGACAAGGCGGCUAUAGUGACGGACGGCGACGUGCUGCCGUCCGGCGAGCCGAAGCUGUGGCGGCUCUCGACGGUGCACCGUGUCGAGGAGCUCAAGUCGAUCAUCCGCAUCCUGCCGAUCUGCGCCGCCGGCAUCAUCCUGGUGACAUCGUCGUCGCACAACCACAGCUUCGCCAUUCAGCAGGCGCGCACCAUGGACCGCGACCUCACGCCGCACUUCAAGAUCCCGCCAGCGUCCAUGCUCAUCUUCACCAACCUCGCCAUGCUGCUGACACUGGCCUUCUACGACCGCGUGCUCGUCCGAGUGCUCCGCCGCUUCACCGGCCGCCCCAACGGCAUCACCCACCUCCAGCGAACGGGCGUCGGCUUGACCAUCGCCAUGCUGUCGAACGCGGUGGCCGCCGUCGUCGAGCGACAGCGCAGGUCCGUGGCUGCCGCAAGCGGGCUGCUCGACGAUCCCAAGGCCACCCUGCCGAUGAGCGUCUUCUGGCUGGUGCCGCAGUUCACCAUCCACGGCAUCGCCAACGCCUUCAUGGACGUCGGUCGGAUGGAGUUCCUGUACGACCAGGCGCCGGAGAGCAUGAGGAGCACGGCGGCGGCGCUCUACUGGCUGACCUUCUCGAUCGGGAGCUACCUCGGCACGCUGCUGGUGACCAUCGUGCACGCCAAGACGCGGCGGAGCGGGCAGUGGCUCCCGGACAACCUCAACCGAGGUAAGCUGGACAACUACUACUGGCUCGUCGUCUCUCUGGAGGUGGUCAACCUCGUCUACUUCUUCGUCUGCGUCAAGUACUACACCUUUAAGCCGUUGGAGACGGUCGGAGGAGAGGAGGAGGUCGAGCUCUACCAUGGCAGUGGCAAUGGCACCGAUGGCGCCAAGAAGCAGGGUGGAAGCUUCAAGUAGCUUGGUGGUUGCUUCGACCAUGAUCCCCAACUAGAAGACUUGUGCUGGGAUGAAAUAAUGGUAUUUAGAUAACCUUUUUGUCAUAUUACCAUAAUCUUACCGAUUCUAAGAACUUUACCAGUAGCACACUGUGUAAGGUAAUUGUUCGAGAAAUGCAGGAGUAUCUGUUUAUUCCCAGAUUUCUACGCUUGAUUUUGAUCUGUAACAUUAUACAUCACUAAUACAAGAGCAUGGAGAGUAAAGACCA
Messenger RNA from Setaria italica (foxtail millet), 2879 nucleotides. Its product is annotated as protein NRT1/ PTR FAMILY 3.1. The transcript has 3 exons. The coding region runs from base 1010 to 2632 and encodes 540 amino acids. Lineage: Eukaryota; Viridiplantae; Streptophyta; Magnoliopsida; Poales; Poaceae. Gene Ontology annotation, biological process: transmembrane transport. The record is from RefSeq and is a predicted model, not a curated record. Gene Ontology annotation, molecular function: transmembrane transporter activity. Gene Ontology annotation, cellular component: plasma membrane.